Messenger RNA from Aspergillus sclerotioniger CBS 115572, 725 nucleotides. RefSeq lists its product as uncharacterized. The transcript is spliced from 2 exons. NCBI's taxonomy places the organism in Eukaryota, Fungi, Ascomycota, Eurotiomycetes, Eurotiales, Aspergillaceae. Bases 108 to 569 code for a protein of 153 amino acids. The record is from RefSeq and is a predicted model, not a curated record.
CUGGACGCGGUUGGGAGGACCGAGUUUGCAUGAUGGAUUAGUUUGAGGAUUUGACGAUGGGAACAAACAUGGCUGAAUCUGGCUGAUAAGGGAAGGCGCUCCUUAUUAUGGGUCAUAUCAAGCACCACCCAGCAGAUAGAUUUCUCUUGCUUUCCCCCCAGACUCGAUACCCUCAUUUGAAUGCACAGGAUUAUUUCGAUUUCCUUCUGGCUGUAACACUACCCACAGACCAGCUUCUAGCUCCCGUCCCAUCUUCACUAGGUAGGAACUUCUUGAUGGAAGAAAGAAAUAGAGCCCUGGACCGAAGGAAUCAAGGGAGAAAAAGUUGGCCGGUUUUCACACGAGGCAGCUCACUGAGGAAGAGGGAGACUGGCCCGGAGACACUUAGUCACGUGAUCCAACCCUUACAACGUCUUUCCCGUUUCCCCCUUUCUCCUUCCUCUUUCCUCCUAUGUUUCUCUAUCUUUGCCCUUCUUGUUAUGGAUAUCAAACGCCAAUUUCCUGGUGUGCACUGGGUUUGGGGAGGGGCAUCUCCUUUGUCUAUGAGGUCCAUCCUCUCAUCGUGGUAAAGGUUCCCAAGUCCGGUCAAGAAGAGAGAGAAAUUCCGAUUCCGGAAAGAGCUCAAGAUCUACGAGAUUCUAUCCCAGCAUCCACCCUGCCCCUCUCUGGUGGAGUGUUUCCACUAUACGACAGACGGGAUCUUCCUUGAGUAUAUGAGAGAUAUC